AUGACUGCGUUAUCCAGUAGUUAUAGAGCACUAAACGCUAAAUAUUUCCUUUAUUUAUUUUCAUUCAUCUCAUUAUGUUUACUAUUCUUUAAGUCUGACGACGGUACAUUGAAAACAGACUGGUUGUCUAAAUAUACUAUAGACUCAUACAAUAGAGAAAAGACUUAUUAUUUCCCAUUUAGUAAAAGGUUUAAACUUCCAAAAUAUUCCUAUAAAAAACUCGAAGACAAUAGCAUUCCUGAUAGUGGGCGUGUUGUAGAAGAACAUAUAAUACAUUAUAAUUUGAACUACCUAUCAAGGACCGAUAUUGUCAACACCAAUAAAGUGUUAGUUUUGACUGUUGUGGAAACAUAUAAUGAAAAAUAUUGGAGUAAUUUACUGAACCUAUCCUUCGAUAAACAAUCUCUGGAGUUAGGUUUAAUGGUACUACCUACAGAGGAAGGCGAUGCUGUCUUAAAGAAACUGGAAACCAAAAUAAAGGAUAUCCAAGGGCAAAAAGAAAACGGUGUAUUUAAGAAGAUUACGAUAUUACGUGCCAAUGCUUCUCCGGAUUAUCUUACGGUAGGGCAUGAUGAGAUACAGAAGGAACUUAUAAAACGUAAAUAUCUAGCUACUCUAAAAAACGAAUUAGUCACAUCGACCAUAGGCCCAGAAGACAGAUAUAUCCUAUGGUUAGGUUCAGAGAUUACCGAAACACCAGAAUCCUUGAUAGAGGAUCUUAUUUCAGUGAAGAAACCAGUAGUGACAGCAAACAUACAAAAGCAUCAAGAAAACAUCAAAGAAGGGGUUUCCUAUGAUUAUGAGAAUUCAAAGACUUGGAUUGAGAAUGGUAACUGGCAACUCCAACUCAACACGUUUCCACCUAAUUAUGUGGUUAUGGAAGGUAUUGGUGGUGUAGUUACUGAAAGAGUGCAUAUCAAUCAUCUUAUGGAGAAAGAAAAUACGAAAGAAUCCCAUCUAAGUGCAAUAGGUAUGGAUAGUGUAUCAAUGGCAUGCACAUUGGUUCAAUCUGAUGUCCAUAGAGAUGGAGCGAUGUUUCCAAAUUUCCCAUUCUACCACUUUGUAGAUACCGAAGGUUUCUCGAAGAUGGUUAAGAGACUCAAUUAUAAUCUAUUUGCUCUACCAAAUUAUAUAGUAUAUCAUAGUUGA
This is a messenger RNA of Maudiozyma barnettii, 1149 nucleotides long. RefSeq lists its product as uncharacterized. The transcript has a single exon. Gene Ontology annotation, molecular function: alpha-1,6-mannosyltransferase activity. Gene Ontology annotation, biological process: protein N-linked glycosylation; cell wall mannoprotein biosynthetic process. Gene Ontology annotation, cellular component: mannan polymerase complex. Lineage: Eukaryota; Fungi; Ascomycota; Saccharomycetes; Saccharomycetales; Saccharomycetaceae. The coding region runs from base 1 to 1149 and encodes 382 amino acids. The record is from RefSeq and is a predicted model, not a curated record.